Messenger RNA from Drosophila novamexicana, 744 nucleotides. RefSeq lists its product as uncharacterized. Lineage: Eukaryota; Metazoa; Arthropoda; Insecta; Diptera; Drosophilidae. Bases 1 to 744 code for a protein of 247 amino acids. The transcript has a single exon. The record is from RefSeq and is a predicted model, not a curated record.
AUGCAUUCCAUAACGGCUCCAAUUGUGCUCGGCUGUAUCGCCGCUCUGCUGGUCGUGGCCCAGGCCCGUCCUCAAUACGGCUAUGAGCAGCCGCAGCCUGGCGAUUUGCUUGUGGGCGGCGGCGGUGGCGGCGUUGGAUUGCCCAAUGCCGGCGGGCAGUUCGUGGGUCAGCUGCCGGUGCCACAUCGCGGCGGCGACAAGUAUUUGCCACCUGCCAGCACGACGCCAGCGCCCAUCAUCAAUAAGAAGUUCUAUUUGGUGUCGGCGCCGGAGGAUCGCAGCAAUGAUGGCAAAGUGAAGCAUUUGGUGCUCGGCAGGCCGCAGAAGAACUAUCGCGUGGUGUUCAUCAAGGCGCCGGCUGGCGACAAUGCCAACGUGAAAUACUCGGCCGAGUUUGCGCCACAGGAGGAGAAGACUGUCAUCUAUGUGCUGAGCAAGAAGGAUAACGAUCUGGAUGCUGGAGAUAUUGCAACGCCCGCGCCCACACAGCCCAGCAAGCCGGAGGUGUUCUUCAUCAAAUACAAGACCGACGACGAGGCCAACCAGGCACAGAAGGAGAUUCAAGGCCAGUACGACAAAUUGGGCGGCACCAACGAGUUCCAGGAGGAUAACAAUGCGCCCAUCACCUCCGUUAUCGGCAGCCUCGAUGGCCUCAAUCCCGAUGGCAGCUACAACUAUCGCCAGAUCAAUCGCCCGAACGCCCAGCCCAGUGCCCAGUAUCUGCCCAGUGCGCUUAACCUUUAA